UUCAGUGCUGCCCGAAAAUUCCGUUGAAGUACGAUUUCUCUCACAGACAGAGAGAGAGGGAGAGAGAAGGGCAUCGCCAUUACCGCCGAUCUUUCUCAAAGCAGCAGACUGGAAGGGCCGGCCACUCACUGAGGAGGAACGACGAGCAGCCGAAUCUCCGAUCGGGUCUGUCUCGGAAUAUUCCUCUCCAUUUCGAUUUUGAAGGUUUCUCUUCCAGCUCUGUGUGGGGAUUCGUGUGUGUCCGUGUUUAAUCGGUCUUGUUUGUGGCUUUUUUGGUGCGAGGUUGAUUUUGUUUUUGUGCGUUUUGAUUGCAAUUUGAUUUGUGCCGAGUCUAGGGUUUCGUUGACGUCGCAUUUGGUUCGGUGGUUUUGUGCUGGGAAACUAGGGUUCGGUUUUGUCGUUCUGUUUUUUUUUUUGGUUCGUUUUGUUGGACGAACAACGUGUUCGAUCUUGAGGUAGGGUUUUGGGGAGAGGGGAAGGGGUUUGUGGAGAAAGGCCUGGUCUUUGGGCCUGUAGUUGUUGGUUUGGUCUGCGAUUGUUGCAUGAGGAUUUGGUGGUGUUUAUGUUUCGGCCGAGAAGAAGAAAAAGAAGAAGAGGAUAAGAAAAUGCUGAGGGAAGAGGAGGAGGAGGGAAUUGUCGGAGAUGAAAAUGCAGGGGAGGAUAUGGCAAACGAACAUAGGUUUCCUGGUGAAGAAGGGUUUCGCGACAUUGGGUUUUCUCUGGAUGAGUUCCAGUCACUGUCUCAGUCUCACUUCGUGGAUGGAGCAUAUGAAAAAGAAGGGCUUGGUGCUAAUAGUAGUGGCUUUGAUUUCACGGCUGGGAGUUCUGGGGGUGGUUUUGACGACCGCCAUCACCAUCUGAAGCAGGUUCCCUCUUCUAGUUCCGGCGUUCAGGGUUCAAAUAUGAUGCUAGUAAAUUCGAGUUUGGGUUCGGACAAAGAAGAGCCAUCGUCCUCAUCUGCAGCUGCAUUGACAAGAGAUGAAGAAUGUGAUCGUGAUUCUCAGAAUAAGCGCCCUAAAGUUCAAUCCUUUUCCUUGGACUGGAAUUAUCAUUUUGCGGCAGCAACUUCUUCAAAUACCGAUAAUUAUUACCUUCAUCUGACAAAUUGCAAUAUAAAUGAACGUUCCUUUGAUAAUGAGCCCUAUUAUCUUUCUCCACUAUUAAAUGGUGGGAUUAAUGAGAAUUCCCUUGAUCCACUUGGCGGGAGAGAUGAAGGAGAUGGAUGGAGUGUUUCAGAAACAGAAGACUUAGAAGUCCGAAUGGAUCUUACAGAUGACUUGUUACACAUGGUAUUCUCUUUCUUGAAGCAUAUCGAUCUUUGUCGGGCAGCCAUGGUUUGCAGGCAGUGGCGGGCGGCUAGUGCACAUGAAGAUUUCUGGAAAUUCUUGGAUUUUGAAAAUCGGAACAUAUCUGUGCAACAAUUUGAGGAUAUGUGUCAUCGAUAUCCAAAUGCCAACAAAGUGAACAUUUAUGGUGCCCCUCUUAUUCAUUCACUUGUUAUGAAGACAGUUUCAUCAUUAAGGAAUAUUGAGGCUUUGACAUUGGGGAGAGGACAACUAGGGGAAACUGUUUUCCAAGUUCUAACAGAUUGCCAACUGUUAAAGAACCUGGUUAUUAAUGAUGCUACCCUUGGUAAUGGAAUUCAAGAGAUACCUAUAUACCAUGAUAGACUCAGAGAACUUCAUGUUGUGAAAUGCCGAGUGCUUCGUAUUUCUGUGAGGUGCCCGCAACUUGAGAUCUUGUCUUUGAAGCGUAGUUCUAUGGCCCAUGCUGCACUCAACUGUCCUCUUUUGCAUGAUCUUGAUAUAGCCUCUUGUCACAAGAUCUCAGACGCUGCAAUUCGAACAGCAGCAGCAUCGUGCCCACUUUUAGAAUCUCUCGAUAUGUCAAAUUGUUCAUGUGUGAGUGAUGAGACUCUUCGUGAAAUAGCCCUCAUUUGUAGUAAUCUCCAUGUUCUGAAUGCUUCGUACUGCCCAAAUAUCUCUCUCGAGUCUGUAAGACUGCCAAUGCUGACAGUUCUCAUGCUUCAUAGUUGUGAUGGAAUAACUUCAGCUUCAAUGGCAGCAAUAUCUCAUAGUUAUAUGUUGGAGGUCUUGGAGCUCGACAAUUGCAGCUUAUUGGCAUCAGUUUCCUUGGAUCUCCCACGCCUGCAGAAUAUAAGGCUUGUUCAUUGUCGCAAGUUUGUGGAUUUAAAUUUACUAACUACUAUGCUCUCAUCUAUUACGGUGUCAAAUUGCCCUUCGCUGCAACGGAUUAGCAUCACAUCAAAUUCACUACAAUUUGUGGUUUUACAGAAACUAGUGCUCCAAAAGCAGGAAAGCUUGACAACUCUGGCAUUGGAAUGCCAAUGUUUGCAAGAAGUGGAUCUUGCUGAUUGUGAAUCUCUUACAAAUUCUAUUUGUCAAGUUUUCAGCAAUGCUGGUGGAUGCCCUAUGCUGAAAUCACUAGUUCUUGAUAAUUGUGAGAGCUUGACAGCGGUGGGGUUCUGUAGCACUUCUUUAGUCAGUCUGUCUCUUGCUGGUUGCCGCGCUGUUACAUCUAUUGAACUCACAUGUCCUUACCUUGAGAAAGUUUCUUUGGACGGCUGUGAUCAUCUUGAAAGAGCAUCAUUUUUCCCUGUUGGUCUUCAGUCACUUAAUUUGGGAAUAUGUCCCAAACUGAGUGUACUUAAUAUUGAAGCACCGCGAAUGAUGUUGCUUGAGUUGAAAGGAUGCGGUGUUCUAUCUGAGGCAACUAUUAAUUGCCCUCUCCUAACUUCUCUGGAUGCUUCCUUUUGCAGCCAACUGAAAGAUGACUGCUUGUCUGCAACCACUGCUUCGUGCCCUCUCAUUGAAUCACUAAUAUUAAUGUCUUGCCCAUCUGUUGGUCCUGAUGGACUCUCUUCUUUGCGCUGGCUUCCAUUUCUAACUUCCCUUGAUUUAUCGUACACCUUUCUGAUGAGCUUGCAGCCUGUUUUUGUGUCCUGUUUGAAGUUGAAGGUUUUGAAGUUGCAGGCAUGCAAAUAUCUUGCUGAUGUGGCGCUGGAGCCUCUUUACAAAGAAGGUGCUCUCCCGGCUCUCUGUGAGCUGGACUUAUCGUAUGGGACCCUCUGCCAGUCUGCCAUAGAGGAGCUUUUGGCUUGCUGCACUCAUCUAACGCAUUUGAGCUUGAAUGGCUGUGUGAAUAUGCAUGACCUGAAUUGGGGUUUUAGCACUGAGCAGCUUUGUGAGCUACCAAGCAUUUGUGGUUCAUCUGACCUCGCUUCUCAAGAUGAUGCCCACCUGCAAAUUGAGCAGCCUAACCGUUUGCUGCAGAACCUCAAUUGUGUUGGUUGUCCAAACAUUAAGAAAGUUCUCAUUCCUCCAGCUGCGCGGUGCUUCCAUUUGUCGUCGCUCAACCUCUCCCUGUCUGCAAAUUUGAAAGAAGUUGAUGUUGCUUGUUUCAAUUUAUCCUUUCUCAAUUUGAGCAAUUGUUGCACCUUGGAAAUUUUGAAACUUGAGUGUCCAAGAUUGACUACCUUAUUUCUUCAGUCAUGCAACAUUGAUGAGGAGACUGUUGAAACUGCCGUAUCACAAUGCAACAUGUUGGAGACUCUGGAUGUCCGCUACUGUCCAAAGAUAUGCCCAGAGAGCAUGGGGAGGCUACGGGCUGCAUGCUCGAGUUUGAAGCGCAUUUUCAGCAGCUUGUCAGCCACGUGAUAGGCAUGUGCCUAGCAUGCAUGGUACAUUAACCAACUCUGCAGUAUUUUUGUGAUUGUAAAUGCAUGGUCUCCAUUAUGUUUGCGUCUCCCUUGGGUGUACCUGAAGUAGUAACUUCAUCUUUUGGCUGUCUCAUGUAAUCUAAGCUGUGAGAUAAUAAAUUUCUUUCAUUAUUGAUUAAAUUAAUUAUUACAUGUUGGGGCAACAGCUUAUCUUCUAUA
Molecule: messenger RNA, 3898 nt
Organism: Diospyros lotus (date-plum)
Lineage: Eukaryota; Viridiplantae; Streptophyta; Magnoliopsida; Ericales; Ebenaceae
Product: F-box/LRR-repeat protein 15
Exons: 17
Coding region: 543-3677 (1044 amino acids)
Molecular function (GO): protein binding
Source: RefSeq, a predicted model, not a curated record